Xiphophorus couchianus (Monterrey platyfish) is the source of this 4373-nucleotide messenger RNA. RefSeq names its product protein shisa-like-2A. Lineage: Eukaryota; Metazoa; Chordata; Actinopteri; Cyprinodontiformes; Poeciliidae. Bases 49 to 555 code for a protein of 168 amino acids. The record is from RefSeq and is a predicted model, not a curated record. The transcript has 3 exons.
GAGAGCAAUCUGUUCCCACUGGCCGGUUGCGCGUCCUGUGCGCCUGACAUGAGCGCGGUGUGCGAGAGUUACCACUCCAGGGAAAAGCUGUUCGUGGACAGCUUCACGUGUCCGAAGGCGGGGGGCGAGUCCACGGCGGUGUUCUGCUGCGGCUUCAGUGACUUGAAGUACUGCUGUGAUGACCCGAACAGCUUCUUCCCCUACGAGUAUGGAUACAUGUGGUGGCUGAGCCUCGGAGCUCUUGUGGGUCUCUCCGUUGCGGCUGUGGUCCUGCUUGCUUUCGUCAUCACUCUGUGCGUCCUCUGCUACCUGUUUGUCACCACCAAACCCAGAGGUCUGGACAGCGGACUGCCCCUUCGAGCACCAGACGCCAUCAUCAGUCAACAAGGAGCGGGAGCCAGCCACAGCAGCGCCCCUGCUGGCCCACAAGGCCUCAGGAAACACUUUGUAAGAGGCAAGCUAGACUGUGACAACCAGCAGCCAGACCCCGACCGCCUUUUCCAACGCUGUUUCAUGGCCACUGUCACAUCCAUCAAUGUGGAGAACCCUACAUAGGACGACACUUUUUUCAACAUUUUGGAUUUGAGUUAACGUCUUUUUUCUUCUCUGCCCCUAUAGUAUAAUCUGAGUUGUUGUUGUUUUUAUUUUAUCAACAAACACAGUAUUAUGUAAUUCAACAGAACAAAAUUGCAAGUGCAAAAUCUUUAUUGUGGCCCCUAUCUGUGGGAAAACCUGAACUGCAAGUCCGAUUUUUGACAUGUAACAUUUAGUAUUUGAGGUUUAGUUCUGUAGCUGUUUAAUUAGUUAACAUUCAAGUAACCAUUAUAUCUGUCAUGAUUUUAAAAAAUGGAAGCUUUACUGCCCAUAACAAUGAACAAAAAUAAUUGAAAUUCCGAUGGAGAUUUAUUCUUGUUUAACAGCUCAGAUUAUCAGAACUAAACAGGCAGAUGGGAAACUGGUUCUCUAAUAGGAGAAAAGUGAACACUUGCUUUUCUGGGAUUGCUGUUGUUAAGCCCUUAUUUGGUAUAUGAUUUACUUCAUGUCGUUAAUUACUUGUACUUUUAUUUAGCAAAAACAAUGUGAGCAGUAAAGUCUGUUUAUCACCAUCUAUCCUGUAAUUUUACACAUUCUGCUCAAUUCCCUAAAAGCUGUCAGUAUUCUUUGAGAUCUGAAUAGACUUUAUAACCACAGUCCAUUAGCACAUCUUUUCUCUUGAAUCAUUUACACAGGCGCACAUAUUUAGCUCAAAAGAGAUUCAAUGUGGGGAAAAUGAGGACUGAAAGCAUAUAAUUUGGUGAUAAAAGUGCCUAAUAUCUUUAAAGCUCUAGAAAAAAAGCAACAUGCAGUUUGUUAGGGCACCUUGGGUUUCAAAAAUACACUCAUAAAGGUUAAGCACACAAAUAGCUAAGUGGAAUGAAAUGGGUGAAACAAUAUUUGACUGUUGUGAGGAUUAUUAAUAUCAGAUCAAAUAAGUAAUAGGUGGCAUAACCUCCACCUUGGAUACCGGUGAUGAUGUUAUGAGAGUGUUGUCAUGCAGUCAUUCUAUCUUUUUCUACACUAUGUUGACACAGCUGUUGUAACUGUGUGCCAGAUUAUCACCAACUCUAAUCCAAGUCUAAGUCAAUUUCUACACAUUCCCUAGUAGUGGAACGAUUUAUACGGUUCUCUCUCUUAACAGUAUUGGCGGGACUGAUCCUCUUUUGCAUCUUUGCAGGUUGCAUUCACAGCCUGCAAAUCAAACUUUUUUAAGACAGUAUGAACAGCCCAUUUCUGAUCUUUUCACACUCUAAAAAAAUCUGUGUAUGUAUUACAUAUAGAACACAAAUAGAACACAGACACACUAUGAAAAUACGCAUCCAUAUUUUCAUAGCAUCUGCAGCCUGAACUGUUAUGUUUUUAAUCCCACUUUUACGUCAUUAACAUGAAACAUUCUGAAGAAGCCAGAUGCUGUAAAUCCGGACCUUAGCAAUGUUUAAACUUAUGUCUAAAUGUACGUGUAUCAAGUUUUAGCAAGUAUUUCUGCGUCAGUCAGUCAGUCAGUUAGUCAGUCAAACUUUUAUUUCAAAACAGAAAGUAACUAAAUUAUUCCGUUUUAUUAGAUAUGUAGUUUAAUGAUAUGUGGUAAAAACCCUCCCUUAUGGGUCUUUGUUAAAUGUUAAGUAUUUAUCACUCUCUCAGCUCAAACUGUAAGCGCCAAGCAGACCAUUUUUCAUUCUGCUAAAAUUAAAGUGGUUGCUGAAAAGUGAAGAGAAAAAAAGCAGCAAAAAUUCCAUUGCCAAUUCUUAGAAGCAUUAGUAAUCCUGCUGAAAAGUUCUGCUGAGAAAACCCACUUACACACUCCAAUCAUGUUACAGAUGGUCAAAAGGGACCAGCUCCAUUUUCUAAGGAUAUUAGAAAAUAUGGUAAGCACAUUAUAGCAAACUGAUUUAAUCUGGGCCCUCAAAAAUGAACACACUACGGAUAAAUUGAGCAACACGGAAUUACGGGGAUUUGAUCCUUUUGAACUGACUGCUUUCCCAAACGUUACCAGUUCCCAUCAUUCAUACAAAUGGCGCUCUUCUUUAUAGAUAGACCAAUGGCAGCUGUCUAAGAUUGAACUCACGCUGAGGAAAAUGUAAAUAUUAAAAGGUUAUUAUGGCUGCUAAAUAUUUAUCUGUGUGGCGUCUUGUUGUAUAAGUUUAUCACUUUUGCUUUUGUGCAGAUAGGAGAAUGUUUUUCACGCCUUUUUAAACCUGAAUAUACAUUCACAUUGUAGUUUUUGGCUGUUGAAUCAAGCAUAGAAAACUAUUCACCAAUAGAAGAAUAUGGUGGAAGGAAGUUAAGUGCCUCAGUGCAUUCUCUACAUCUCUUCGCUGAGGAUGCACAUGGUUUUCAGCCAUGUACACUCAUGGCUGAAAACCGAGAUUUGGGUCUUUGUUGUUGGCUUUUUGACCAAAGAAUGUCAGGCGUCUAUUUCAGAUCUCAGGAACUUGCGUCAAUACCUAAAAAUAAGCAGAAAAUGUCUCCUGAACUUUGGCGAUUGUCUGUUUUUAGCAACAUAGAAAAAGAAAUGGAUUUAUGUGACCUUAGUUGUGACAUGAAUUAUACAGCGAAGCUAAAAAUAUGAGCUGUAACACAUGCUAGCAAAGUGAUUUUGUGUCUUGGGCUAAUAAGCAAACAAGCUAGUAAUGCUUUGUGAGCCUCCAACCAUCCUGUUAGCAUUUGGCUCAAAGGAAAACUGCGCCUAUGAACAGAAAUAGUACAAAUCACUUCCAAAUUAGUUUUUGUCUUUUAAGCAAACAUUUUAAGUAGUAAUUAUUACAAUUUUAGUAGCAAAUAAGUUCUGCUUUAUUUAGCACUUUAUAGCACCAUUUCGUGUUACCAUUCUGCUUCUUUCUACUUUGAUUUCAUACCCAUUAACAGACAAUUGGUUCUAACCCAUAGUCUCAUCCGAUAUAAGACAUUCAGAACUCUUCACAGAACUACAUUUCCUCCUAGAAUACUAUGAGUAGAAUAUAGAAAGCUACCUAAAUGACUUUUUGCCAAAUAGCAGAUACGAAAUGUUCCAUCAGUGGGUACAAACUGACAUGGUUGGUAAAACUCAUCUCAUGGUUUACGAAUUGAUUGUGGAUUUGAAAAGACGGGUACAGGACAACCAAAACCUCAAUGUGAUUACAGUGCAGGUGAGGCCAUGCUUCGUUUUAUGCCUGUAAUUUCUAAACAUGAAUAUUACACCGGUUUUUAUCUGAUGAGAGGUCUGCAUAGCACCUAAUAAAAAUUGAGUACUGGAGCUGUUAGGUACAUGUUAUGCAAAGCUGAGAAUCUUCAGUAACUUCAACCUUUCACACAAACAUGGGCCAUGAAACAUGUCACUGUAAUAUGGAUCUUUUUUGCCAAAUGAGUUAAAAUAGUCAAGGUGAAAGAACACAGGGCCACCAAAAUUCAAACUACAAAUGUAGUCUUUUUAGGGAUUUUUGACUCCUGUUAUGAACAUGGAGUCUUCAUGAAUGUUUAUCUUACCAAUGUAUUUUGGUUUUUUGUUUGUUUUAUUUUAACAACUCUAACAAUCCACUAAUCAUGCAAUAUUUGAAAGAAUUGAAAUAAGAUUUUUUUUUGUCAAAAAGGGAUAUGCAAAUUAAUGCACACCCAAAAUACAGUAUAUCAAGGGUCUUAUAUUUGCCUUACUUACAGACAAGCACCUAAUUUUCAAAAAGUUUGUGGUUGAUUCUUUUCUGUCUUGAUCACCAAGAAAACAAAAUGUUUUGUGUGUUCUCUGCCAGGUUUAAUGCCCCAAGUUUGCGACUCUGUAACAAAUCCUAGAUCCUUGUGGCCCCAUUUAACGGUCAAAUUUAAACUGAAGCAUAAAGUGUGGCAAAUAAAAGACAAAUAUGUUU